AUGUAACUUCACCGUAUCAAUGUCGUCUCAAACCCAAACAGUAAUCGGUUAGGUGUUUAUAUGUUUUUGUAACAUUUCAUUUUUUACGCUCCGCGGUCUUUGCUUUUAUUUUAAUUAUCGGGCAUUUGAUAACAUGCUCAGACAUACUGCCGCAAUUGCGAUCUGUGUGAAGGCUGUAAAGCCACGCCGUAGCAGAUAACACAAGUAUCAUCGAUCUGUAAGCUACGCUACGCUAAUGAGACACACCGUUUUUUGCAACGUUAUAUGUAAAAGCUUUUAUGUGUUUACUUGUUAGCGCACAUGAAUUUAAAUGGGUGUACUGUGUGUGUGCACGACUGUUAGGAUCUAUGGGGGAGGGGGGAGACACACCACGAGUAAAACCGAGCUAAAGCACCGUUGGUUUGUUGUUGUUGUCCUCCAGCAACAGGCUAGCACUCAUUACAGUCAGUCUACUGAGCUCAGCCCCUAUCCAACACAUCAUCUGUAUCCUGUCAGAAACACAGCAUGCACGUUACGGUUCCAAACUAACUCAGAUUGGAAAAUUGAAGAUCAUGUGAUGUGGUUGAAAGCACCAGACCAUUCUAGUAAGCGAACAUUAGGGUGGGAUAGUUUUGUCAAUGGAUUAUUUUAUUUUUUAAACGUACACUCCAGUCCAGCAGGUGACAGUAAAGCAGGUAUCAAUGCAUUUCCAACCGGAACUAGAUGGGCGUGACUUCGCCUCUAAUCAAAUGAGAGGAGUUGACGUUGGUUCGUUUUUAGCUUGGUUAGCUUAUCCUCUCGUGUCAUUCAGCGGGCCAACAUGGAUCGAAAAUGUUCCUAUCCGGACUGCAGGAGCACGGAGGGCUUGCACCCCAUACCCCCCGACCCGCAGCUGGCCCACCGCUGGCUGCAGGCUCUGGGUCGGUUCGACACCCCCCCCUCCUCUGUUUACGUGUGCUAUCUCCACUUUACGCGCGAGAACUUCUCCAAUUAUGCAGAGCUGGAAAUGGAAUUUAAAAAGCAUCUUCUCAUAAACCCUGAAUCUGUCCCUACCUCUGCACAAGUGGUGCCACAGGGUACUGGGGACAGUUUCUGUCAAACUUCGCCUGCUGUACGACACGUAGCCUCCCAGACUGACCCUCCAGAGAUAAUAUCAGACACUCAGUUAUCCAUAAAAACAGAACCUCUAACGAGAAGAUCAGUCGGCACACAGUUAUCCAAGAGAACUCUGCAGAAUCCCGUUCGCAGCACAGCCACCCAAGCGAGAGUGCCCGGCAAAGAUUGUGGUGUCUGCACCCCCACCUUCCCCUUGGACAGUCCACUGCUGCUCCUACAACCAACCAUGGUUAAGAGACCACCAAAGAGACCUCGACUCAGCCUAUCAGACGAGGAGGAAGGCCCCUCAGAAGGCUGUUCGUCUAUGGGGAUUAAUGAACCAGGGAAUUCAACAUGAAUGUGGACUCUUUGAGCAAGGCAGCAGGACUUCAGCCGCUCCAUUGGAACUGUUUAAUAAUACUGUAGAAAACUGAAUGCCUUUAGGCAACUCAUUCUCCCAUUUGGUUACUGCUUUAAAAAUGGGGUUUGUGGUCUGCCUGGCUAAAUGUGUAAUGUGUUUUUAUUAACUCGUUGUUCCUCUUCUUUAUAUAGUUAUACCUCAAUGUUUUUUUCUGAGAACAGUGCUGUUUCACUUCUCGAAACUAGACAGGGUAGGAGAAGAAGUUUGGAUAGUGCAAUAGCUACCGGAACCACAAAGAUAGAAACAAACUAAUUCCUAUUUUCACUAUCAAAAAAUCCAUCAGGACUGAGGCAAACUGAUAUGGAUCGGUACAGCUUUUCACCAUCAUUGCUAAUCAAGGGAUGCUGAAUUUAAAAUGUACAAGUGUAUCAGGGGAAUGUGAAAUCUUUGAUAUUUACCCAAAAGGACACUUUUUUGACUACCAGGUUCAGUUUCAGCUCUACAUGUGCUUUUUCCUGCAGCUUGAAGCUGGUUCAUUUACUGUAUUUCAUGUUGAAACAGUAACCAAAAGGGAAAAGAUGUGUCCAUACAGAUUUAAAUGUAGCUUUUGGAGCUACUGGUUAUGUGUGCCGAAAAGUAUUUCGAGCAGGCCAACAGGAAAACUGAGAUUUAAUCUUUAACCUGUGAAUUGUCGGUGGCCGGAUCCUAUCUCACAGGUUUCGUCAUUUAACUUGCUGUGUUCAGAGAUGAUUAUCUUUUUCAUUUUUAUAGGAAAAACAUACAGUACAUGUUCGAUAUGUGUUGUUAUAAAACAAAGUUCUCUUUAUUCA
This is a messenger RNA of Notothenia coriiceps (black rockcod), 2265 nucleotides long. Its product is annotated as THAP domain-containing protein 10-like. The record is from RefSeq and is a predicted model, not a curated record. Gene Ontology annotation, molecular function: sequence-specific DNA binding. The transcript has 3 exons. NCBI's taxonomy places the organism in Eukaryota, Metazoa, Chordata, Actinopteri, Perciformes, Nototheniidae. The coding region runs from base 800 to 1432 and encodes 210 amino acids.